CUUGGUGAAAUUAGACGAGAUGAUGGUUGUUUAGAUUUUUCGGGUGGUGUACAUGAAGUAGGAAAAGAUGAUAAAAUUAUUGUCUAUCCAUGUCAUGGAAUGAAAGGCAAUCAACAUUGGGCAUAUAAAGAGAAUGGUCAUAUAUUUCAUCAAGUAUCAUCUUUGUGUUUGGCAUUAUCCACUGAUAAUAAGCAUAUUCAAAUGGAAAAAUGUGAUGAAUCAAAUUUGAGACUUAAAUGUUUUCUAUUUCAAGAUAAAAUGUCACUUGACGAUGAUUUAACGACGAUUUAUAAACAACAAUAUUUUACUACACAACUUCCAUCAACAUUUUUAGCAUGGAACCUUAAUAAUAAUAAAAAUCAUGAUGAUUUUAUGAAAAAAAUUCUUCUUCUUCAACGUCUUAUUCGUCGUCAUUACAUUCGUAAACAAUUUGACCAUGUUCAAGAUGAAUAUUUGAAAACAUUAAAUGAUAUUGAAAAUGUUUUUGUAUCUUCAUUUCCAUCGUAUAUGAAACCAAAAGAUGACAUAACAUCGAAUCACACGUCUAAAAACGAAGUGAUAAUAAAACCUAUUCCUAUGAUAUCAUCGAUUAUUCAAAAAACAACUAUAACAAAAGAAUUGCCACCAGUAGAAACCGUGACAAGCAUUGUUUGCCCGAUUUCUUCUUUAUCGGGUAAAAUUGUGAACAAUCGCCAUCAACAAUUAGAAAGUCCAGUUGUAAGAAACGAGGAAACAAAGCAUACUGGUAUUGAUCAACAUGAUUCAAUCGAUUUUGAAAAUCAAUUAAAUGAUAUGGAUGACACGAAACGAUUAACUAGAAAUGAAUUAUUAAGAAAACGUGAAAGUUUAGCAAUUGAAUUAGUUUGGAUUGAACAAGCAAUUAAAAGUCGAAAAGAUUAUUUGAAAUUAAAAACACGUUACACAUCUGUUAAUAGUUGA
Molecule: messenger RNA, 939 nt
Organism: Didymodactylos carnosus
Lineage: Eukaryota; Metazoa; Rotifera; Eurotatoria; Philodinida; Philodinidae
Source: the annotation of a GenBank genome assembly